This is a messenger RNA of Rhododendron vialii, 4894 nucleotides long. Its product is annotated as ABC transporter C family member 13. The record is from RefSeq and is a predicted model, not a curated record. Gene Ontology annotation, biological process: transmembrane transport. NCBI's taxonomy places the organism in Eukaryota, Viridiplantae, Streptophyta, Magnoliopsida, Ericales, Ericaceae. Gene Ontology annotation, molecular function: ABC-type transporter activity; ATP hydrolysis activity; ATP binding. Gene Ontology annotation, cellular component: membrane. The coding region runs from base 316 to 4692 and encodes 1458 amino acids. The transcript is spliced from 36 exons.
AGAAAUUUAAAACCCUUUCCUUUCAUUUUUUUUUCAUGAUGACAUGAAAAUCCAUGUAAAGGGGGUUGGAAAAGAUUCGUCGGCCACCAAAUAGGAAAGCUCUCUUCCUCAAUUAGGCAAGAUCGCGAAUAAAUCUUGAUUCGCUAAAAAUUUGUUCGAUCCUCGAUUUUAACGCUGUGAAAUUAAUUGACGGGCAAGUCAACUCGGUUGGGGUCGGAGUCGUCGGACAAAAAGGCUAAGUUGGCUCUAGCCGUUGGUUUACAGUCCCAACAAAGUGCAUGCAGUAGUCACUCUCUCUCUCUCUGAAGAACAGACAUGGGGUUGAUGAACCUAAUUUGCCCUAAAUCUCCUCCCGUGUGGGAUGGGGGUAGAUUCUCAGAGUGUUUCAUAUUUACAGUGCUAGGUUUUGGAGUCAAUACAAUGACUUUGGUGAUGAUCAUUGUACUCGGAAUUACUAAUAGAAAUGCCAGAGGUUGUGGAAAGAUAUACCUUUUAGAGAAGGUUGUUCUGCGUAUUAUACCUGCUCUUGGAGCAAGCGUGGCAUUUCUUGACAUGAUUAUACUUUUGAGGGAUGCACGAAAUGCUAAUAGUACUCCAUACCCUGAGUGGCUUUUCAGAGGUACUCAGUUCUUGAUGUGGGUUACUGUUCUCCUUGUCUCAAAGUUUGGCAACUGGUUUGGUACUUUUUGCAACCGUAUCUUGUGCUUUUGGUGGAUCAUGAAACCAUUUCUGGCAAUUCCUUUUCUGCUAAUAGCUUUUUCUUCUCACGAGGCUUUGAGAUUUCUUAGUGAGAGUUCUUUGCUUACUGCCGAUAUCAUGUUUGGCAUCUGUAUAAACAUCAUCAGAAUAAAGAGGACAUCCUCCAUAAGAAGCAAAUAUGGUGCUAUGGAUGAGCCACUUCUCUCCUCUGGACUGGACAUUGAAGAAGGCUGCAAGGAUUCUGAAAUUGGCCACGGCUUUUGGCAUCUCUUGACAUUCAAAUCUGUCAACUCUGUAAUGGAACAAGGCGUGAUAAAGCAACUUGACUUUGAAGAUUUGCUUCAGCUACCCAAUGACAUGGAUCCAUUUUCGUGCCUUAAUAUGCUGCUACGUUGUUGGCAAACUCAACAAAGAAAUAACUGCUCUGAUCCUUCAUUCGUUAAAGCCAUAUUUAGUGCAUAUGGAUGGGCAUAUCUGCGUUUAGGAGUGCUAAAGGUGUUAAAUGAUUGUAUGGGUUUUGUGGGACCGCUGCUUCUCAAUAAGCUGCUUCAAUUUCUUCAACAAGGUUCUCAAGGUUUGGAUGGGUAUAUUCUGGCAAUUUCAUUGGGUCUGACCUCUAUCUUGAAGUCCUUCCUUGAUACACAAUAUUCUUUUCGUCUUUCCAAGCUAAAGUUGAAGCUACGAGCCAGUAUUAUGACUCUUAUUUAUCAGAAGUGCCUACGUGUUACCCUAGCAGAACGAUCGAAAUUUUCGGAAGGGGAGAUUCAGACAUUCAUGUCUAUAGAUGCUGAUCGAACUGUCAACUUGUUUAACAGUUUACAUGAUAUUUGGAGCUUGCCAUUUCAAAUUGGAGUUGCAUUGUAUCUAUUGUAUACACAGGUCAAGUACGCUUUCCUUUCAGGAAUUGCGAUUACCAUCUUGUUAAUACCAGUCAACAAGUGGAUUGCUAAUUUAAUUGCAAGUGCCACCAAAAAAAUGAUGGAGCAAAAGGAUGAAAGGAUUAGGAGGACAGGAGAAAUUUUGGCAUAUAUCCGCACUUUGAAAAUGUAUGCAUGGGAGGUUCUUUUUACUAGUUGGUUAAUGGAGACCCGAUUUUUGGAAGUGAAACACUUAUCGACACGGAAGUAUUUGGAUGCAUGGUGUGUAUUCUUUUGGGCAACAACACCAACUCUUUUCUCUUUGUUCACAUUUGGUCUCUAUUCCUUGAUGGGGCAUCAACUUGAUGCUGCAACGGUUUUCACUUGUCUGGCUCUGUUUAAUAGUUUGAUCUCUCCACUGAAUUCAUUUCCAUGGGUCAUAAAUGGGUUGAUUGAUGCCAUUAUAUCUAUCAGGCGUUUAAGCAGAUUCCUCUCCUGUCCUGAGCAUGAACCUGAAAAGACGGGAAAGUCUCUGGCAUUGUCUUGCGCUAAAGACCACUCUGAUAUGGCUAUUAUCAUCCAUGAUGCAUGUUGUACUUGGUCAAGCAGUGAUAAACAGGAUCUGGAUUUGAUAUUGGAUCAUGUGACUGUACACCUUCCAAAAGGCUCAUUGGUUUCAGUUAUUGGAGAGGUUGGUUCAGGUAAAUCAUCCCUGUUAAAUUUGGUUCUGGGAGAAAUGAGGCUCAUCAGUGGAUCUGUACAUUCAAGUGGAUCAAUAGCUUAUGUACCACAGGUACCAUGGAUUCUUUCUGGAACUCUCCGUGAUAACAUUCUGUUUGGGAAGGAUUACAAUCCACUAAGAUACUCAGAUGUGUUACAGGCAUGUGCACUUAAAGUGGAUAUUGCACAAAUGGUAGGAGGUGAUCUGGCUUACAUUAGUGAGAAAGGAGUGAACUUAUCAGGUGGACAGAGAGCUCGUCUUGCUCUGGCCAGGGCUAUCUAUUGUGGGUCUGAUAUAAUCAUGCUCGAUGAUGUCCUCAGUGCAGUUGAUGCACAAGUUGCUCGCUGGAUUUUAUAUGAAGCAAUUCUUGGUCCUCUUAUGAACCAACAGACACGCAUUCUUUGCACUCAUAAUAUCCAGGCAAUAUCAUGUGCUGAUAUUGUCGUCGUAAUGGAUAAAGGACGUGUGAAGUGGGUGGGGCACCCAGCUGACUUGUCAACUUCAUCUUUAGAAUUCUCUCCAUCAAAAGUAUUCAACAUCCAGUCUCAAGUUCAUGCACAAGAGAGAAGUGGAAGUACUUCUACGGAAGCCAAAGAAAUUACUAUUCCAGAGAGUGAUCACAUAUAUGCUUCUGAGGCACCAGAACAAGUUUCUGAAGAAGAGCUAAGGAAAGAGGGCAGAGUUGAACCCACUGUAUACAAACACUAUGCUGCAUUUGCUGGUUGGUUUAUUACAAUUGUAACAUGUCUCUCUGCAAUUUUGAUGCAAGCUUCUCGCAAUGGCAAUGAUCUGUGGCUAUCAUUUUGGGUUGAUGUAACUGGAACCAAUAAAAAGGGCUAUCCCACAUCCUUCUAUCUGGUUGUGCUCUGCAUCUUCUGUGCCAUCAAUUCCUUGCUAACAUUAACGAGGGCAUUCUCAUUUGCAUUUGGCGGUUUACGUGCUGCUAUUCAGGUGCAUGAUAAACUGCUAAAGAAGCUCAUUGAUGCACCCAUUAUAUUCUUUGAUCAAACACCAAGUGGGAGAAUUCUUAACAGGUUAUCUUCAGAUCUUUAUACCAUCGAUGAUGCUCUUCCAUUUAUUCUCAACAUUCUUCUGGCUAAUUUUGUUGGCCUCUUGGGGAUUGCUAUUGUUUUGGCAUAUGUGCAGGUCGUGUUUUUGCUGUUAUUAUUGCCGUUGUGGUAUAUCUACAGCAAACUGCAGUUCUACUACAGGUCUACGUCUCGCGAAUUGCGGAGGCUUGACAGUGUCUCUCGUUCACCGAUUUAUGCAUCAUUUACAGAGACACUAGAUGGAUUGUCUACUAUAAGGUCAUUCAAGUGUGAGGGCUUCUUCAUGGAUAGGUUUACCAGGAACGUGACAUCUUAUCAGCGAACUUCUUACUCAGAGAUAAUAGCAAGUUUGUGGCUCUCCCUGCGCCUUCAGUUGUUAGCGGCAUUUGUCGUCUCGUUCAUUGCUGUGAUGGCUGUUUUUGGAUCUCGAAGCAAUAUCUCAUUUUUUAUGGAUACCCCGGGUCUGGUAGGCUUGGCUCUUUCAUAUGCAGCCCCAGUUGUAUCUUUGUUGGGAAGUUUUUUAACAAGUUUCACCGAAACAGAAAAGGAGAUGGUAUCUGUUGAGAGGGUUCUUGAGUAUAUGGACGUUCCUCAAGAAGAACUGCUUGGGAACCAACAAUUAGACCCGGAGUGGCCACUUCAAGGACAGAUCGAGUUUCAGAAUGUUACUCUGAGAUAUAUCCCAUCUUUGCCUGCUGCAUUGAAGGACGUCAGUUUCAUUAUUCCUGGGGGCAUGCAGGUUGGAAUUGUUGGAAGAACGGGUGCUGGAAAAUCUAGUGUUUUGAAUGCCAUCUUUCGCCUGAACCCUACAUGUCAAGGACGUAUUUUAGUGGAUGGCAUGAAUAUAGCUGAUGUUUCUGUAAGACAUCUUCGAUCACAUUUUGCUGCUGUUCCCCAGAGUCCCUUCUUGUUUGAAGGAUCCCUGAGGGCUAACCUAGAUCCAUUCCGGGUGAAUGAUGACUGUAAAAUUUGGAAGGCUCUAGAAAAAUGUCAUGUCAAGGAGGAAGUAGAAUCAGCAGGAGGAUUAGACAUCCACGUAAAAGGAUCUGGAACUUCAUUUUCUGUUGGUCAACGACAGCUCCUUUGCCUUGCGCGUGCAUUUCUCAAGUCUUCCAAGGUACUUUGUUUGGAUGAAUGCACAGCCAAUGUAGACACUCAAACAGCUUCAAAGCUACAGAAUGCCAUCUCUAGUGAAUGCAGGGGCAUGACAGUGAUCACAAUUGCCCACCGCAUUUCCACAGUAUCGAACAUGGACAAUAUCCUGAUUCUUGAUCAAGGGGUCCUGGUGGAACAAGGAGACCCUCAGAUUCUUCUACGAGAUGAGAAAUCCAGAUUUUCAAGUUUCGCCAAAGCCUCCACAAUGUGAGAAGUGCUUGCAAUUAUGCCUUGAUCGCGUGUUGAUACACUCCGGUUGUGUUCUAUGUAAAACACCCAUGUAUCACUUAAAAAUGCUGAUACAUUGGUAUUAUUGUACAGCAUUAGAACUCGUUGCUUAAUCGAAUUUUGCAGUCUGAUGCAUUGGCAUAAUGUAACUGGUGGUUCUGGGAAAAUUCCUGCAAGUUCUCAAA